Messenger RNA from Cajanus cajan (pigeon pea), 1015 nucleotides. RefSeq names its product histidine-containing phosphotransfer protein 1. Gene Ontology annotation, biological process: cytokinin-activated signaling pathway; phosphorylation; phosphorelay signal transduction system. The record is from RefSeq and is a predicted model, not a curated record. Gene Ontology annotation, molecular function: protein histidine kinase binding; histidine phosphotransfer kinase activity. Gene Ontology annotation, cellular component: cytoplasm; nucleus. NCBI's taxonomy places the organism in Eukaryota, Viridiplantae, Streptophyta, Magnoliopsida, Fabales, Fabaceae.
UUUUCUUUUUCAAAAUAAAUUAAACGGCCCGUUUUGAUUUUGGUUAGGAGUGAUAAGAGAGUUUGAGUUGACAUUUGAGUCUCCCGGCGUUACGAAACCUGGAUCUCCUCUUUGUCUUCUCCGGCGAAGCAGUGAAGCAUUCUUCAAUCACUCUUCUACUCCGUGUGCGAACCACUCUUCUCCUCCGCGAGUUCACUGCGACUCUGACAUUUUAUUUUUAAUUUUACGGAACGUUCAAUAUGGAUGGCAUAGUUGAGCUGCAGAGACAACUUAUUGAUUAUACUGCUUCCCUAUUCCAUGAGGGCUUUCUGGAUGAACAAUUUAACCAGCUUCAGCAACUUGAAGAUGAAAAUAACCCAGGUUUUGUUGUUGAAGUGGUCACUCUCUUUUUUGAAGACGCGGAUAGGCUUCUUAAUGAACUCACAAAAGCAUUAGGCCAGCCAAGCGUUGAUUUCAAAAGUUUGGAUGCUCAUGUUCACCAGUUGAAGGGUAGCAGCUCCAGCAUUGGAGCACAUAGAAUUCACAGAGUCUGCAUUUCCUUUAGAAACUCUUGUGAGGAGCAAAACGUUGAAGGGUGUCUUAAAAACUUGCAACAAGUGAAACAUGAGUACUCCUUGGUGAAAGACAGGCUUGAAACUCUCUUCAGGAUGGAGCAACAGAUUUUGAACGCAGGUGGAUCAGUUCGUAGGUAGUGGUACGAGGCAGAAAUGUUUUGCUGCAAUUGCAAUUUGCAAACAACACUCAGAACAAAUCUGCAAACAAAAUAGCCCCACUUCUAUGUUGUAUUUUUCACUUUGUGUAUGAUUUUGUCGAGUGGAUUAUCAUGGUCUUGAAAUUUGAUUUAUCAUUAAAACAAGAGUUGAUCCAUUGUUAGUCCAAAAUCAAUGUGAAUAAGCAUGCUCCUACGGUUAAAAGAAAAAAUAAGAGGCUGGAUCUCUCAUAUCUUCAAAUAGUAAUUUUUGUCAUGAUUGUUACAAUAUUAAAAUAAUGUUUGAUUAAUAAAAAUUAUGUUAUA